Messenger RNA from Hemiscyllium ocellatum (epaulette shark), 6403 nucleotides. Its product is annotated as sterol 26-hydroxylase, mitochondrial. The record is from RefSeq and is a predicted model, not a curated record. Gene Ontology annotation, cellular component: mitochondrial inner membrane. The transcript is spliced from 9 exons. Gene Ontology annotation, biological process: cellular response to peptide hormone stimulus; cortisol metabolic process; cholesterol metabolic process. Bases 64 to 1755 code for a protein of 563 amino acids. Lineage: Eukaryota; Metazoa; Chordata; Chondrichthyes; Orectolobiformes; Hemiscylliidae. Gene Ontology annotation, molecular function: oxidoreductase activity, acting on paired donors, with incorporation or reduction of molecular oxygen; heme binding; monooxygenase activity.
AAAUGGAUCCGUGUUUGAUCACACAUUCCCAAAUGUUAGGUCAGAACGCGCCCACUGCAUUGUAUGGGUGGCUUUGCCAAAAUGGGAUGGCGUAGCAAGUCCGCCCAGCUCCAGGAGCUGAUUAACCCCGGGGGCAGCGUUCAGUGGGACUCAGGGCGAGGUCUGACAGCACACACACACACAGAGAGAGAGAGAGAGAGGGCUGUGAACAUGUCCCUGCUUCCGCUGGUGCGCUCCUUCCUCACCGCCAAGCGGGGACCCCUGCCCGCAAUCCAGGCGUUCCGGCGCAACACCGGCGGCAGACCGGCGGCGGAGCGAGCCGCUGGGGGCUUGAAAACCGCGGAGGAUCUCCCCGGCACGGGCCUGCUCUCCAACUUCUACUGGCAUUUCAUCAGAGGAUACUACGAGAAAACCCACGAGCUGCAGAUUGUGCAGAAGAAGAUGUUCGGUCCCAUCUGGAAGAACAAGUUUGGCCCCAUCACUGUCAUCAAUGUGGCCACCGCUGAUUUGAUUGAGCAGGUUUUGCGGCAGGAGGGUAAAUACCCAGUGCGGGCCCAUAUGCCACACUGGAGGGAGUACAGAGAGUUGAGAGGGCAAGCUUAUGGACCGCUUUGUGAGUAUGGGGAGAAGUGGCAUCAAUUACGGAGCAUGUUGAAUCCCAAGAUGCUGAAGCCAAAAGAAGUGUCUAAUUAUUCUCCUGCCAUCAAUGAGGUGGUGACUGACUUUGUGAAGAAAGUUAAGUGGCUGAGAGAAAACCAGGGCGGAGGGGUGAUGCUGAAUGAUGUGUCCAGCGAGCUGUACAAAUUCGCGUUUGAAGCAAUCUGCAUAAUACUGUUUGAAACAAGGAUGGGAUGCUUGGAAGAGAAAGUUCCCGAGGAAACGGAUAAAUUCAUCAAGGCCGUGUUUGAAAUGUUCCGCCUCUCCGCGAUUGUUGUCUUCUUUCCAAAAGCUUUGUGGCCCUAUAUACCACAGUGGAAACAAUUUGUAGCAGCAUGGGACUAUAUCUUUUACAUCACUGAGAAGCUUGUCAAUAAGAAGAUAAGAGAGAUCGAGGAGCACGUUGAGAAGGGCUGUGCAGUGGAAGGAGAAUACCUCACGUACCUACUGGCCAAUAUCAAGAUGACUCCUUUUGAUGUGUAUGGCAGCCUGUGUGAGCUCCUGUUGGCUGCAGUAGACACCACCUCCAACACGACCUCUUGGAUCCUGUACAAUCUGGCUCGGGAGCCAUCUAUUCAACAGCAGCUGUAUGAAGAGGUGACCAGUGUUUGUCCCGGCGACCAAAUCCCCGAAGCGAAAGACUUUGCCAACAUGCCGUUCUUGAAGGCAGUGGCCAAAGAGACUCUCCGGAUGUAUCCAGUCGUCCCUGGCAACGCUCGACUUGCCAUAGAGAAGGGAGUGGUGGCUGGAGGAUAUUACUUUCCUAAAAAUACUCUCUUCCACCUGUGUCACUAUGCCGUUUCUCAGGAAGACAGUGAGUUCACUGAGUCCAGGAGUUUUCAGCCAAACCGCUGGCUUCGCACAAACAAAGAGGAGAAGAACCAGCACCAUCCCUUUGCCUCCAUCCCCUUUGGGUUUGGUACCCGUACCUGCCUGGGCAAGAGGGUGGCAGAGCUGGAGAUGUACAGUGUGAUCUCACAGUUAAUCAAACACUUCGAAGUCAGGCCAGACCCGUCAGGGAAAGUGGUGAUGGCGAAGACGAGGACUCUGCUUUGUCCUGGAAGUCCCAUCAACUUGCAGUUCAUCGACAGGAAGUGAUGGAGCGACUGCCUGAAAGACCAUGUUCCCUGUCACACUGCCCACUGUUAGGACAUGGGGCUGAACCCUUCUGUUAAUUAAGCCAAGCACCCAGGGAAGCUCACCUCGCCUUAUAACCUGUUAAAAUGUUAGUGACAGAGAACUCCCAAGUUCCACUAUUUAAAGACAAUAAUAUCAAUUUAUUCCUUAACUCUAAAAGUGAACACUAAACAACAACUAUGCACAACUCUAAGUCCUCCUUUCUCUUAACCGCUUAUUACCUGCCUCCAAAUCUAUAACAAUAUACUGUUCCAAUAAAAAAAAUGCAUCAAAAUUACACCAUAUUAAUUUCCAAACCAUACAGCGGCUGAGGUCUCCAGUGUCUUUCUUCUUUUGGCUGAGAUCUCCCUGGUUCAUCUUCUGUCUUUUUUACUGUGAAGAUGUUUCAUGUGAAAAGGUACAUAGAACACAGAAUGUUUCAGUACAGUGCCUUUAACCCUCGAUAUUGCGCCAACCUGUGAAAAUAAUCUGAUGCCCAUCUAACUGACACCAUUCCAUUAUUAUCCAUAUGUAUGUCCAAUGCUGAUUUAAAUGUCCUUAAUGUUGGCAAAUUAGAGGCAGGCCAUUCCACACCCUUACUACUCUCUGAGCGAAGAAACUACCCGUGAUAUCUUCCUAAAUCUAUCACCCCUCAAUUUAAAGCGAUGUCCCCUCAUGUUAGCUUUCACCAUCCGAGGAAAAAGGCUCUCCCUGUCCACCCUAUCUAACCCUCUGAUUGUCUUAUAUGUCUCAAUUAAGUGACCUCUCAACCUUCUUCUCUCUACCAAAAACAACCUCCAUUCCCGCAGCCUUUCCUUGUAAGACCUCCCUUCCAUACCAGGCAACAUCCUAGUAAAUCCUCUGAACCCUUUCCAAAGCUUCCACAACCUUCCUAUAAUGCGGUGACCAUAACUGCAUGCAAUACUCCAGGUGUGGCCGCACCAGUGUCUUGUACAGCUGAAGCAUGACCUCAUGGCUCCAAAACUCAAUUCCCCCUGCCAAUAAAUGCCAACACACCAUGUGCCUUCUUAACAGCCCUAUCAACCUGGGUGGCAACUUUCACGGAUUUAUGCACCUAGACACCGAGAUCUCUUUGUUCAUCUAUACUGCCAGAAAUUUUCCAAUUAGCCCAGUACUCUGCAUUCCUGUUAUUUCUUCCGAAGUGAACUACCUCAUACUUUUCUGCAUUAAACUCCAUUUGCCACUUCUCAGCCCAGCUCUGCAUCUUAUCUAUGUCCUUCUGUAACCCACAACAUCCUUCGGCACUAUCCACAACUCUGCCUACUUACUAACCCAUUCUUCCAUGCCCAUCUCCAGACCAUUUAUAAAAAUGACAGUCAUGGUCCCAAAACAGAUCCUUGUGGCACACCACUGAGCUCCAGGAUGAACAUUUUCAUCAACCAUCACCCUCUGUCUUCUUUCAGCUAGCCAAUUUCUGAUCCAAACCGCUAAAUCACCUUCAAUCCCGAAACUCUGCAUUUUGUUCAAUAGCCUAACGUGUUGAACCUUAUCAAACACCUUACUGAAGUGCAUAUACACCAUAUCAACCGCUUUACCUUCAUCCACCUGUUUUGUCACCUCCUCGAAGAACUCAAUAAGGUUAGUGAGGCAUGACCUACCCUUCACAAAACCGUGUUGACUAUCCCUAAUCAUCUUACUCCUUUCCAGAUGAUUAUAACCUUUUCCAACACCUGACCCACAACCAAAGUAAGGCUAUAAUUACCAAGGUUGUCUCUACUCUCCUUAAACAAGGGAACAACAUUUGCUAUCCUCCAGUCUUCUGGUACUACUCCUAUCAACAAUGAUGACAUAAAGAUCAAAACAGUGAGUAAAAAAUGAGGUCUGCAGAUGCUGGAGAUCACAGCUGCAAAUGUGUUGCUGGUCAAAGCACAGCAGGUUAGGCAGCAUCUCAGGAAUAGAGAAUUCGACGUUUCGAGCAUAAGCCCUUCAUCAAAACCAAAGGCUCUCCAAUCUCCUCCUAUCACCCUCACCUUGACCUCCUUCCACCUAUCACAUCUCCAUCGCCCCUCCCCCAAGUCCCUCCUCCCUACCUUUUAUCUUAACCUGCCUGCCACCCUCUCCUCAUUCCUGAUGAAGGGCUUAUGCCCGAAAUGUCAAAUUUCCUGUUCCUUGGAUGCUGCCUGACCUGCUGUGCUUUAACCAGCAACGCAUUUUCAAUCUGAGGAUAAACCCCAUCCAGCCCAGGGGUCUUACGUAUUUUCAGAUCUUCCAAAAUUACUAAAACCUCCUCUUUGUCAAUCUCAAUCCCAUCUAAUCCUGUAGCCUGUAUCUCUGUAUUCUCACUAACAUUGCCCUGUUCCAAUGUGAAUAAUGAGGAAAAGUAUUCAAUAAGCACUUCCCCUAUGUCCUUAGAUUCUACACGCAACUUUCCACUACUAUCUUUGAUUGACCUUAAUCUUACUCUAGUCAUUCCUUUGUUGCUGAUAUAUCGUUGGAAGGCCUUAGGGUUUUCCUUGACCCUAUCGACGAACAACUUCUCAUGUCUCCUUCCUGGCUCUUCUUAACCCUCUCUUAAGAUCUUUUCUGGCUAACUUAUAAAUCUCAAGCCCGCUAACUGAGCCUUCAUGCCUCAUCCUCCCGUAAGCCGCCUUCUUCCUCUUGAUAAGAGCUUCAACUUCUUUAAUAAACCAUGACUCCCUUUCUCGACAACUACCUCCCUGCCUGAUAGAUACAGGGGAACCUCGAUUAUCCGAACAAGAUGGGCGGGCACUAUUUUGUUCGGAUAAUCAAUUAUUCGAUUAAUUGAUUAAAUGCCUUUUCUCUGGUGCUCGGAGUUUUAAAAGUCUGCUCCAGUUCAGGAGACUGCAGCAGUUUACAGCGAGCGAGACCCUGCCCUCAUCCAACUCCGGCCCAGUCCAACACUGACCCAUCCAACUCUGCCUCCUGCCCCAUUCCCCCAACCCCAUCCAUCCCGCCCCCUCUCUGGGGCAGCCAGACUGUACACCAACAACAAGACUUCUGCAGUUGCCUUUGUGGGGUAAGUCUCCAAAUAGCGCGCGCACACACACACACAGCCACACACACAUUUUACUGAGGCUUUGUCAGAGGUUCUACCACUUCCCUGUACAGGACAAUGUUGGAGAGGUUAUCUGGGGAAGGGGGGGUUUAGGGUACACCCCUUUGUAGAACUCCAGGGAAAGUGUGGGGAGACAGAGUGGGUGGGAGGUCAGUCAUUUGGAGAUGGGGCGUGUUUAAUCACUGUAAAUAAAAGAUGCGAUCACUGUUGGAAACACAUCUUUUAUGUAAUGUUUCUGUCAGGACCUCGAGAUCUCCUUCAGAUAAUCUGAUUUUCAGAUAAUUGGUAUUUGGAUAAUCGAGGUUCCUCUCGAUAUACUGAUCAAGGAUCCGUAGUAGCUGUUCCUUGAAUGACCUUGAUAUUUCAACUGUGUCCAUCUGCAGUUUCCUUACUCAUCCUAUGUAUCCUCAAUCUUGCCUACUCGCAUCAUAAUUGCCUUUCCCCUAGUUAUACCUCUUUCCCUGCGAUAUAUACCUAUCCCUGCCCAUUGCUGUUGUAAACAAAACCAAAUUGUGGUCACUAUCGCCAAAGUGCUCACCUACCUCCAAAUCUAACUCCUGCUUGGGUUCAUUCCCCAGUACCAAUAUGCCAUCGUCCCCUGUUGGCCUGUCUACAUACUGUACACAUUGAAUAAAAACUGACCCAUCUAAACUACUAGAACUAUAGUAUUCCCAGUCAAUAUUGGGGAAGUUAAAGUCCACCAUAACAAUUACCCUGUUACUCUCAGUCCUAUCGGAAAUCAUCUUUGCUAUGCUUUCCUCUACACGUCUGGAACAAUUCAAAGGCCUAUAGAAAACUCCCAACAGGGUAACCUCUCUUUUCCUAUUUCUAACCUCAGCCCAAACUACCUCAGCGACUGAGUCCUCAAAUGUUCUCUCAGUUGCUGUAAUGCUAACUUGAUUAACAAUGCAACCACUUUCCCCUCCCACUCCCCCUAUCUUUUACUAUCUUCUCUGCUGAAACAUUUAAAUCCCAGAAUCUGCAACAACCAUUCCUGUCCCUCUUCUAGCUAUGUCUCUGAAAUGGCCACAGCAUCGAAAUCCCAAGCACCAAGAGUGUUUCUCAAUGACAGUCUUUCUUGAUGGCCUGUUUUUUGUACCCCCAACUUUGGAUUGUCUCAUUGGUUUAAUGUUGGUAAAACAAUAAAUUCAAACUCAAUUGGGUUUUUGUAUCCUGGGGCAUAAUUUAAAUUGAUUAGUUAAAUUCGAAUUGUUGUCAAAACAGCAACCAACCCAGGUAUCUAUUUCACAGCCAAAUGUUACAUAUUUUCAAUUAUCCAGCCAUUCACUCUGUCAUGAGGGUGUACAGUGCUUGUCUUCAAUUUCAUAAAACCUCCCCAGUUAAGGAAAAGAUGAACUGUCAUAAUGAAAAGAUUGUUUCAUUCUUUUCUAAUUCUUAAUCCCAUUACAAUGAAAUACAUAGGACAUUAAUCUAAGUUCAUUUUAAUUUCUGCACAGAUAUAUAUAUAUAUGUAUAACACUGGAAUCUGUUCAAUCUUAUCUAUUUUUAUCCUUUAAAUCCGCAAUAACGCAUCUGCUAACACAUUGUUACAACCCGCAACAUGUACAAUUUGUAAAUUAAAAGUGUGUAACA